This is a messenger RNA of Motacilla alba alba, 3888 nucleotides long. Its product is annotated as lysozyme g-like. Gene Ontology annotation, molecular function: lysozyme activity. Gene Ontology annotation, cellular component: extracellular region. Bases 1708 to 2307 code for a protein of 199 amino acids. Gene Ontology annotation, biological process: peptidoglycan catabolic process; defense response to Gram-positive bacterium. The record is from RefSeq and is a predicted model, not a curated record. NCBI's taxonomy places the organism in Eukaryota, Metazoa, Chordata, Aves, Passeriformes, Motacillidae. The transcript has 6 exons.
CUGUCCUAACAUAGAGGAUCACUUUGAGAACACAAUCAGCUUAAGACGUACACAGCUGCCUGUUGAUCUAGGAGAAGCAUAAAGGAGACUUGCUUCACGUUGAUCCCUUUUUUAAUGCACAAACUCUUUAAAUGCAUUAGAAAGUGCUCCUUUUUUUCUCCUGCAUCCAGUUGCAUGAAAUUCAGAAAACCAGCGUUCCAACAGUAUUUUUACAAGUGUCUUAGCAGGACUCAUCACUGAGCCCUAAUUAUGUUGAAUAAGCUGUGUAAAUAUAAAAUCACCUCUAAUGUAGUUGUGUGCUGUGUGGAAAUGCAUGGGCUUGUCGGGAUUCCAGCAUGGUGCGUUGUUGGAGGUUACUCAGUUCCACACGUGAACAGCCUCAUUACAAACUCAGUGCAAAUCCUACUUGGAGUCUGUGCUUUCAUGUUUAAGCUGAUGAUUCUUUUUCUAGGUUAAUCUUCCUUCUUCCUUCAUCAGGCUUGUAACAUGACCACACAUACUCUAGUGCUGAUACAAGGAGUUUGCAGGAAUGUAUGGCUCGGGUAGAAGCAGGCUCAGGGAAUGGGCUGGGUUGGAAGGGACCCUAGAGAUCAUCUAGUUCCAACCCCCCUGCCGUGGACAUGGGUAACAAGGGAAGUUGAAACUGUUUGUACUAUAAGUUCAGAUUUAUUUUGAAAGUAGCAAUCUCAGAUUUGCUCCUUCAAGUCUUUACUUUCAUGGAAACUUUUCUAGUUUCUGCAUGUUCUGUCUUGAAUGAAUAUUAAAACUGUUACUGAAGAGUCCUCUUGGUUACACCUCCAUCCUGCAUAUUACUUUGAGAUGAACAAUUCAAGCCCAAAAAUUUUAUUUUUGCUGAAACCUAGAAGUUCUUUAAGAAAUGGGAAAUUCAUCUUUGAGUAGUGAGGAACAAAUUACUCUUCUGUGGUAGAGUUUAAUGAUUUUGCCAUACAGGUUAAAUUAAUGAAUUGUCCAUGAUACAAGACCUGGGACAGCAAACUAGAAGUGUCACGAUACAGAGAACACCAGCUCAUAUAAAUGUCAGCUGUACAGACUUGAAAAGCAGAAAGAUAAAUUUGUCAACAGCAAUCUAGUGGCCAUAUGACUGAUAGAUGAGAUGAUGAUGAUCUGCAAUAUGCAGAAGAAACACAGGUUUUAUGUGAUUAAUUGCUUACCACAGGUGGAUGAGGUAUGUGAGGACAUGACUGACGAAGGUUCCUGAGCCUAGACCAAUCACAAAAUGGUACCUGGUCUGGCAUGUGUCAGCCAUGAAAGGCUGUUAGACAACAGAAAAGUGAGGAACGUUCAGGUAUAGCUUUGGAAGUGAUGGGGCUUAUGCUUGAACUCAGCAUAUAACUUUAAUAAUAUUAGUGCUUAAGUCUGUGCCUGAUGCUUGGUAUGAAAUAAUUAAAAAAAAAAAAAAGCAUGAAGGCAAUAAUAAUAACCAAACAAGAUCUCGGUUGUUCAGCUCUUGAUGCUGAAUUAUGUGGACAUGACUGAACACUCCUUGAUCACUGAAUGAUCCUGGGUUUUGCUCUGUUUCUAGAAAUCUACCCUGAAGUGCUGAGCUGAGCUUUGGGAUCUGAGACUGUGGAGAAGUCUGGUCCCAGAAAGAGGCAGGAUGAGAACCAAAUUCUGGAGAGGGCAUCAACUGAGUAGCUGCUCUCAGAUCCCAUUGGUCUCCUGGGACAGCCGAGGAGAGCCAUCACCAUGAUCCCCGCACUGCUGUUGCUGGGUCUUUCAGCCCUUGUGGCUCCAUCCCUGAGUUACAGUUGCUAUGGCGAUAUAAGUGCUCUUCAAGCCCCCACGAUCUCCUGUACACCUGUAAGAGCCUCUGACUGUGGAUAUGCCAUGAUACGGAGGACUGCUGAGGCAGACCUCCCACGCCUGAGGAGAUACGAGAUCCCGAUUAAGAGAGUAGCCAGAAACCUCUGCUUGGACCCAGCGCUCAUCGGUGCCAUCAUGUCCCAGGAGAGCCGUGUCGGCCUGCUCCUGGACAACGGCUGGGACCGGGCAGGGCAGAAGUACGGCCUGAUGCAGAUCAGCAGGCAGCAACUGCAACCUUCUGUGAUGUGGGAUAGUGAAGAACACAUAAAUCAGUGCUCGAAUAUCCUGGUUCUUUCCAUUAAUGAGGUACGGGCAAGACAUCCUACCUGGACCUGGGACCGGCAGCUGAGAGGGGGAAUCUGCACCUACCAUGCAAAAAUGGGCAACCUCCAGGUGUACGAGGCAGACCCGUGCAGCAGAGACUACAACUACGUCAACAGCGUGAUUAGGCGAGCCCAGUACUUUAAGAGAAAUGGGUUCUAGAUUUUAAACCCACCCCCCCCCACGGAGCCUCCCCUCUGCAGACUGGCCCAGCAGCGAUGUAGUACCCACUACAGCCCAGUGCUGUAGUACCCACAGCAGUUCCUCAGGUCUCCUGGCAGGACCAAUGCUGGUGGCAUUGCCAAUGCCACCUUGCUCGCUCCAGCGAAUCCCAACCCCCUGCUCACUGAUGGGCAAGCUCACCACUGACUUCCAGGAGAUCCCCAGGGAUGAGAUCCCACAAGCUCAGGGCAUUUGAAAGGCAGAUGGGGACAGACCUGCAAUGUUUAAAUUUUGAGUGAGGAAGGUGAGUCUUCCUGUUCAAACCUGCACCCCAGGGCUGUUUGUGCAUCUCCCAGACAUGCACACAAACAGCUCUCCCUGGGUAUCAGCUGUGCUCUUCCCCUCUGCAUCCACUUUCUUUCCUCCCCAUGGCCAAUGCAGGGGAUGAAUGCCCUGCACUUUCCUUGCCUUGGUGCUGCUGGUUAAGGAGCAAUGAAGAGACUUCUCAGUGAGCCUUUGGCCUCUGCAGGAGCUGAGUGUUCCUGUCGCCAGCCUUCAGGGGAACAAUACUAAGCAUGCUUUGGUUGGUCUCCUGAGUCCACGGCCAUGGUGCAACUGGGGACCUCAUCAGGGCAUCUAGAUGGAAAAUACUGCAAGUGUCACAGCAGGCAAAAUGCCUUUCCAUCAGUGAGCAGCCCUUGGAGCAGGAGUCAGCCUCAUAUGUACCCAUGCCAGGAGCCAUAUCACAGCAAUAGUUUUGGUAAAAAACCCCACAACCUUUCCUGCUUUAACUUUGGCACAUUUAUGCUGAGUUUCUUCCCAAUUUAAAAGCAUUUCAGCAUCUGUCUCUGUGCCAGGAAUCCCAGUUUCUAAUAGAAGUGAAUGAGCUCUGGUCUGUUUGAAAGUGGAUGGGUCUCUUGGUAUCAAUUUAUUAAUUAGAGAACAACAAUGCGAAUAAGAUAGAAAUAAAGAUAAUGUUAAAUCCCAAUGUUUAUUUUUUUUUCAGUUUCAUGGGGCUCAGUGGGUAGCAAUCUACAGCUUGAGUAAAUAACCCCAUUCAGUACUCUUGGAAGGGGUCUACAACUCCGUUUGAGAGCAGAGAGAGGAUAAUGGUGCUCCAGACUGGAUAGGUCAGAAGAGCUGGGCUUGAGCCUGACUUGGGAACAUGGUAAUAAGAAUGUUCACAUUUAGCCUUUCAAAUAACCAUUUUGGAGGUGUCAGAGUACUUUUCUUGCAGCUGCCACCAUUGCUGAUACCAUUGAUGUUCCUGGCAGUCCUUGCCUGGCGGCGAGGGGCAGUGCUGUGCACGUGCCUGGGCUGCCAGGCAGGGUCAACACAGGCAGCAUGAGAGCUGGCUUGGAGAAGCUUUUGCCAGCAGAGCACUUUUAACACUGUGCCCCUUGUCCUGCCAGUCACUCAUCCGCUUUCCACCAUGGCAAGGACUCUGCAUGAUUAACAUAUGUUACAAGCAAACUAAUUUUAUCACCUCUGGAGUUCUAUGUUGUCUCAAAUAUCAUUGAUUUUUUUUAAGACUACCAUAAACAGUUCAGAGUUGAGCAAUCACAGCUAUUGAUAUUAGUC